AGAAGAAUUCUUCGUAGUUGUCAAAAAUGAUUGAAAUUGUAUUGUUUGGGUUAAAAGCGAAAGUAAAUACAAAGAAAAAACUUUUUUAUUAGUUAAUACUUUUUAGAAAUAAAUAAUAAAGAAUAUUUCUCAAUAAAAUCUAAAUAAAAGUUAAAGUUAAAAUAAAAAAUCGCUAAAACUUUAAUUGAGUUAGUUGAAGAUAUGAGUGUGAAAAUAGAGGAGUGUAGUAGUGAUGGUGAAUUUAUGAGUACUGAUUAUUUGAAAUCUAAGAUUCAAGGAGAUCACAUAUUACCUACUAGAUCGAAAGAAAUAUACCAAAGAGCAUACAAUGAUUUCAUAUCUUGGUGUAUAAGUAACAAUGUCAAUAAUUGUUCAGAAAAAACACUAUUAGAAUAUUUUGCUGCGAAAUCAAAAAUUUUGAAAGCUUCUUCCAUGGUAACCGUAUAUUCUAUGUUGAAAUCAACUUUACAGUUAUAUCAUAAAACAGAUAUUAGUAAGUUUUCAAAAUUGCUUGCAUAUUUAAAAAUACAAUCCAAUGGUCACAGUCCUAAAAGAACAAAAAUUUUGACAAAAAAUCAAGUAUUGGCAUUUUUAACAGAAGCUCCAGAUGAGAAGUAUUUAAUGGUGAAGGUUGCACUUAUUUUUGGCAUUGCUGGUGGGCGAAGUAGAGAGCUUACUGAUUUAAAGGUAGAUGACAUUCAGGACUUGGGAACAUCUUUAUUAGUGAUAAUCAGAGAAUCUAAUUCACAUAUUAAAAGGUCUUAUAAUAUUUUUAAUGAUAAAGGCUGGCCUAUAGAUUUUUUGGAUAUAUUUAGAAAAUAUGCAUCUUUAAGACCAAAAAACAUUGAGCAUAGGCGAUUUUUUAUAUAUUAUGACCAAGGAAAAUGUUCGAGACAAGUCGUAGGAAAAAAUACAUUUGGGCAGUUACCUAAAAAAAUAGCCAAUUUUCUUAAUUUACCAGAUCCUGGAGCAUAUACCGGUCAUUGUUUCAGAUACUGUUCAGCAAGUUUUAAGCGUACAAAUGAUGCAAUAUCAUCCAAUGAUCCACAUGAACACCUAUCAGUUAUUAAAGAUCUUCCUACUUUAGAAAAAGAAUUGCAUUCAUCAAUCAAGAUUGAACAAGAUAAUGAUGAUUCCAGUUAUGAUUUUGAAGGUUUGGAUAUGCCAGAGGAAGAUCGUUAUGUGGAAAUCUCAAGUUUAAAAAAACAACAGACUGAAAAUUUAUCCAAACAAGAAAAAAUACAUAUUUCAGAUAUUAAAAAUUCUGAUGAAAUUUCAGUUUAUGGAGAAUUGUUAAUGAUAAAACUUAGAAAAAUGGAUACUGCUACAAGAAUUAUGGUUUGCAAUAAAAUUGAUAAUCUGAUUUCUCAGACAGAAAUGGCAUUGUUGAAUAAAAGUUUACCAGAGAUUCAGUCGACAUCUUCUUCACAAUAGAUAUCAAGUUUCAGUAGAUACCUAAACACUUUUGAACUGAACUGAACUUUUCUUUGAUGUGGGAGUUAUUGUAUAUUUUUUGUAAAUGACUCAUAAUAAAUCAUAAUAAGUUUUAUCUCGGACAGAACUAUGGUGAUUCCAUAUAAAAGCAGAGAUAUUUACGUUUUGUGUUUUCUAAGUGUUCAAUUCUAUCUGUGACCUAUUUCCAAAGAGCUUUUUAGAAAAAAAUUGUAUAAAUAUAUAUUUAAAUUCGUUUAGAAUCUUAAAAUGGAAUAAAAUUUGUGUGAGGUGAUAGCAAUAACCUACCCAAAAUAAACGCAUAAACAUCCAACAUCUAUCAAUAAUAUGUAAUAUAUCACCAUUUUUUUCUUUUUGCAUCGAUAGCACGUUGUCUUUCCUGACAUUCUAUGUCAAGUACAGUUCUUCAAGUUUCAAGGCAUAAGUACUUCUGGAGUAGAUGCUGCAUCAGACAACUGUCUUUUCUGAUUUUCUUGAUAAAGGUUGGUUAAGUUUCAUCUGCUAAAAAUAUCUUCCAGCUGAAGCCAAUACGUGAUCUUCACGCAAAAAAAUUCAUUGAGUUGAGGUUGGCUGGGAGAAUUGUAAACGAUUUUGUCAUGAUUUGAAGUCACAAAGAUGUAAUAUCUUACUUUAUAAAAUGUAGAGUUUGCAAUUCUUAAAACCUAUUUAAUUUAUGAUAUACUUAAAUAUACAUUUGUUUUUGAGAAAAAACCAUUUUGUAGUUAUCCCGCAGUCUUUACAACUACCCCUUAAAGUACGGGGAAUAUGAAAAUUAAGACGAAUAUAUUUCUAAGUCUCAGGGGAAAAUUUAAACAAAGAUAUUAAGUAUUUAAAGUAGAUAUGAGGAUACUUCUUACAUGUUUACAUUUACCGCCUCGCGCAUGACGUCUCGCUGGAAUCAGAAUGUUUUCUUGGCCAUUAAGAUUAUAUAUUUUUUUGUGUUUAGCGGCUAUUAUAGAGUUUACCUAACUGUUACUUUUCUUUUAAAAUAUUGUUCUUUUUAUUAUGAGAUCAUAAUGCCGUGGCUAUAUGCAAAAAUACUAAUCGAAAUACCAAUCAAACGGGUAUCGAAUACUUUGGUUUGCAAAAAAAGACUUAAGCAGUGGACAGGACCCUGGGCUCGAGAGGCUAAAAUCAAUUUAAAAUAUGAUAAAUGUAUGUUGUUAAUCACAAAAUGUCAUCCAAUUCCUAAAACGGUUUCAGUUUGGUUAUAUUUAUAUACGAUAUCCUUUAUUUAUGUGAUAUUUAUUUUAGAUCGUGUUUGUUAAUUUCGAAGAAGAUAGUUCCAUAUAAUGCAAAGUGUUUAGGUUUAAAACAUUGUUUAUUUACAUAUAUAUGGACCGCUCAAAGAAAUAAAUAAAAUAUACCCAUAAUAUAUCUGAAACAAUAUUAUUAAAUUAUAUAAUUUCAUAAUUUUGCUAAUCGUAUUGUUAAUAGUCUCUUAUUCCACGGAACAGGCAGGAAAUUAUAUUCCUUGUAAACCGCACGCAACCUUGAGAACGGGAAAUUUAACUGGCAAAUUCAAUCACCAUAUAAAUAAUACCUAUAUAGACAUGUCUGCAUCAAAUAUUAUUUUUGGAAUCAAAAUAAAACUUUAUUACAGGUAUACAACAUACAUUAUUCUAUUUUGAUUGCAACGUGACGUCACAUUAUGCGACAAAGAUAGCGCGUGCCUGCCCUUAAGCAUACCGGUGUAUGUGUAUCAUGAUAGAGACUGUUGGUUACCAAAAGAGGGUUCGAUUAACGGCGGACUCAUACAUAUAUACAUAUUCUCCUCUUAAUUGGAUACAUUUCUUACUGCAACGUCUCUAGACCUUUAAAAAAAA
Messenger RNA from Diorhabda sublineata, 3278 nucleotides. RefSeq lists its product as uncharacterized. Lineage: Eukaryota; Metazoa; Arthropoda; Insecta; Coleoptera; Chrysomelidae. The coding region runs from base 202 to 1434 and encodes 410 amino acids. The transcript is spliced from 3 exons. Gene Ontology annotation, biological process: DNA integration; DNA recombination. Gene Ontology annotation, molecular function: DNA binding. The record is from RefSeq and is a predicted model, not a curated record.